Nipponia nippon (crested ibis) is the source of this 2853-nucleotide messenger RNA. The record is from RefSeq and is a predicted model, not a curated record. NCBI's taxonomy places the organism in Eukaryota, Metazoa, Chordata, Aves, Pelecaniformes, Threskiornithidae.
AUGGCGUCGGUGAAGAACACAUACCAAGAACUACAAAAUUCCGCUAAAGUUAUAAAAGCAGCGAAACCCAGGUCAAGGAAAUGCAGCAAGGCUGGUGAUUUUGGCGAUAUCACAAACUGGCCAACACCAAGCGAAAUAGCAAACAAUGAAUGUAAGACUGUAAGUCACAGUAAGAAGCCAACAAAUAGAAGAGAAAAGGAGGAGAAAUCUGAUCAAAAAAGCAAUAAUGGAAUCAAGGACAACCCAGAGGCAAAGCCAGAUGGGCCAGGAGAUAAUAUUAGUGAAGAUGAAGCUCAAACUAAUAACCAAAGGAAAAAAGGUAACAAGCAGAAAUGGGUCCCACUUCACUUGGAUGAUGUAAGGUCAGACAGUCAAGAAAGACCAGGCUCUCGAACUAGCUCAAGAUUUCUGCUGGAAACAAACAAGUUAAUACCUCAUAACAACAGACGGAAUGAGUCAAGAAAUUGGCGUCGUGAUAGAGAAAAGAGAGAUGAUCAUGACGAAGUGUGCAGCGUGAGAAGUGACAGUAGCAGUGUUCGAGGGUUCUCCAGAGGCCGAGGAAGAGGCCGAGGCCGAGGAAGAGGCCGAGGCCGAGGAAACCCUAGAAUGAACUUUGAAUAUUCGGUUGGUUAUCAAGAACUGUAUGGUGAAGGAACUGACCAAGUAUUUCAACCUGAGCUUAAUGCUAGUGUGAUGUAUUACUAUGGUGAUGGAACAGGAGUGCAGAUGUAUCCUGUGGAUGAAGCACUUCUCAAAGAAUAUAUAAAACAUCAAAUUGAGUAUUAUUUCAGCACAGAAAAUUUGGAAAGAGACUUCUUUCUGAGGAGAAAGAUGGACCAACAAGGAUUUCUGCCUGUUUCAUUGAUUGCUAGCUUCCGUCGGAUGCAAGCUCUGACUACAAAUGCUGCACUCAUUUUGGAGGCCCUGAAGGACAGUACAGAAGUUGAAACUGUGGAUCACAGGAUAAGAAAAAGGGUUGAUCCAGAAAAGUGGCCAAUUCCAGGUCCUCCUCCAUGCAGUCUGCCACCGACUGACUUUUCUCAGCUUGUCAAUUGUCCAGAAUUCAUACCAGGCCAAAUUUUUGGCUCACAUACUGAGUCUGCACCGAGUUCUCCAAGAAUGGGAAGCCUGCUGAGUCCAAAGGAAAACACUGAAACGGGUAAUUUUCAGACAAUGUCUAAAGGAUUGUCUACAAGUUUGCCUGAUUUGGACUCUGAACCUUGGAUAGAAGUGAAGAAGAGGCAUCGUGCAUCCACAGUCAAACUAAAGGAAAGUGUUCCUAUAGCUGUUCAAACCUCAGAUCAACAGCAGCCACCCCCACCUCCAGAGGAACAAGAACAAGAAGAACUUGAUUUUUUGUUUGACGAAGAGAUGGAACAAAUUCAAGGUCGGAAGAAUAAAUUUACUGAAUGGUCAGACAGCGAUUCCGAUUAUGAAAUUGAUGAUCAGGACAUAAACAAGAUUUUGAUUGUAACACAGACACCACCACAUAUGAGAAAACAUCCUGGUGGAGAUCGUACUGGCAACCAUGUAUGCCGUGCAAAAAUUACGUCAGAGCUUGCUAAAGUUAUUAAUGAUGGCUUAUACUAUUAUGAACAGGAUUUGUGGAUGGAGCAGAGUGAAGAUGACACUAUGAUGAAGCAAGAGAUUGAGAACUUUAAGAAGCUAAAUCUCAUUAGUAAGGAAGAAUUUGAUAAUCUUGCACCAGAACUAAUUGCUGAUCCAACCCAAGAAGUUCCUCCAGGGUUACAGAAAGAUUUAGCAGAGGAGCUAGCUUGUAAUUUGUUAAAUAUUGAAGUACCUCCAACAGCAGCAAUAGCGCGAUCGCUGCCAACAGCCGUUCCAGAUUCCCCCUGUGUUCGCCCUGGCUUCACCCCGCAAACACCUCGCACCCCGAGGCUACAGGAUCCCAAUAAAACACCCAGGUUCUACCCUGUUGUUAAGGAAGCACGAUCCAUUGAUGUAAAGACUCCAAGAAAAAGAAAAACACGACACAGUACAAAUCCUCCCUUAGAAUGCCACGUUGGUUGGGUGAUGGAUUCCAGAGACCACAGGCCAAGAACUUCCUCUGUGAGCAGUUCCAAUGCUUCGCCUUCAGAAGGAGCUCCACUAGCAGGAAGUUAUGGGUGUACCCCAAAUUCUCUUCCAAAAUUUCAGCAUCCUUCUCAUGAACUGUUAAAGGAAAAUGGCUUUACUCAACAGGUGUACCACAAAUAUCGCCAAAGGUGUCUAACGGAGAGGAAACGGUUGGGAAUCGGCCAGUCCCAAGAAAUGAACACACUUUUUCGUUUCUGGUCCUUUUUUCUGAGAGAUCACUUUAACAAGAAAAUGUAUGAAGAAUUCAAACAACUUGCUCUAGAUGAUGCAAAAGAACACUACAGGUACGGAUUGGAAUGCUUGUUUAGAUUUUACAGCUAUGGCCUAGAAAAGAAAUUCAGGCAAGAAAUAUUCAAGGAUUUCCAAGAAGAAACAAAGAGAGACUAUGAAGCUGGUCAGCUAUACGGACUGGAAAAAUUUUGGGCUUAUCUAAAAUACUCUCAGCACAAGACUCCAGCCAUUGACCCCAAACUGCAAGAAUACCUUAGUAAAUUUACGAGACUGGAGGACUUCAGAGUGGAUCCUCCUAUUAGUGAAGAAUCUGGCAGAAAGAGACCGGUUGCUGCAACAGGUGAGGAUUCAGGUCGUCGCAGACAUCACUCUAAUUCUUCUAAAACACUUCUUGCCGCUAAACCCACGGCUGCCUGUCAGUCCCAGGCACUGGGAGACGUUACCGGUGGGAAUACCGCGCAAGCCUCCGUAGGCCAUAGCAGUGCUGCCACAAAAUCUAUAGAAAGCGAUGUACCAGAAAAAUAG